Manihot esculenta (cassava) is the source of this 1578-nucleotide messenger RNA. Its product is annotated as ribosomal RNA small subunit methyltransferase H. Bases 71 to 1381 code for a protein of 436 amino acids. The record is from RefSeq and is a predicted model, not a curated record. NCBI's taxonomy places the organism in Eukaryota, Viridiplantae, Streptophyta, Magnoliopsida, Malpighiales, Euphorbiaceae. The transcript is spliced from 5 exons. Gene Ontology annotation, molecular function: rRNA (cytosine-N4-)-methyltransferase activity. Gene Ontology annotation, biological process: rRNA base methylation.
UAGUUUCGGGAAUUGGAUUGGGGAGGAGGAUGAAUGCUAGUAUAGCAACCCCAAAAUUGUGAAGGAGCAAAUGGCGAAGCAAAUGAUGCGGUGUUUGAUAUCAAUUCCACGCAUUUCUAGAGCGCUGUCUCCUCCUCCUGCCGCUUACCUUACUCUCCGAGCUCAGAGAAGCUUAGCCACUGACACUGCUGAUACUUUUAGCGAUGGUCGUAUGAUGCAGAAGAAGAAGAAGCAGCAGAAGAGUGAGGAAAAGAAGAAAGCAGAGUUGCUGGCAGUAAAGAGGAAGAAGGAGAAGAGGAGAACUCGUUCUGAGAAAGAAUUUGGCUCCACCAUUUCCUUCGAGUUUCACAGUAAUGAAAAUCAUAUCCCUGUUAUGCUUGGUGAAGUUGUUGACGUUUUUUCCUCAGUGUACCUCCGUUCUUUCGUGGAUUGUACUCUUGGAGCUGCCGGCCAUUCCUCCGCCAUAAUCCAGGCUCAUCCUGAGUUGGAAAAUUAUGUGGGGAUGGAUGUUGAUCCAGUUGCACAUGCCAAGGCUCGAGCUUGCAUUGAUGCUCUUUUGCACUCUCAUUCUCACUUGAAAGCACAAACAUUUAUCAGGAAUUUCAAGCAUAUCAAAUCUUUACUUGCUGAUGUUGAUCCACGUCUCUUGCAUUCUGGGGUGGAUGCCAUCUUAAUGGACCUUGGAAUGUCAUCCAUGCAGGUCAAUAAUCCUGAAAGAGGGUUCAGUGUUCUUGCUAAUGGGCCUCUUGACAUGCGCAUGGAUCCUCAGGCUACUCUGAAAGCAGAAGACAUAUUAAAUUGCUGGCCUGAUGCUGAAGUGGGUCGAGUCCUAAGGGAGUAUGGGGAAGAAAGCAAUUGGCGUUUGCUUCAGAAUAAGAUUGUUCAGGCUCGGGUACAUGGUGGUUUGCAUUCCACUGGUGAUCUGGUAGAUCUUGUCCGCAGUGCGACUCAUGGGAGAGGCGGGAGGCAAGGUUGGAUAAAGACAGCAACAAGGGUGUUUCAAGCUCUGAGGAUAGCUGUUAACGAUGAACUCAACACUCUGGAAAAAUCUCUUAAUGCUUGUUUUGAGAGCCUUGCACCUGGGGGAAGGCUUGCUGUGAUCUCUUUCCACAGUUUGGAAGAUAGAAUUGUGAAACAAACAUUUCUCAGCAUGAUCGAAAUCGAUAGAGGAGAUGGAGAUGUGGACGUUGAAGAGAGAGGUGAGAGAGAUAUAAGAAAGACCAAAGAUGAGAAUAAUGCAAAGGAAACGUGGAUUAGAUCAAUGGUACAUGGUCGGAAUGGAACAAUCCUGACCAAGAGACCCAUAACCCCAUCAGAAGAGGAAGAAAAAUUGAAUGUCCGGAGCAGAAGUGCCAAACUCCGGGUGAUUGAGAAAGUUUAAUAAUAGAUUUGAUUUGCAAAACUUCUAAUUAUUCAUAGUCUCCUGCGUUUGUCUAAUCAUAUUCCAUGUUCAUCUUUUUGUGGAAAUUGCAUUCUCUGAUUAUUAUGGUGUCUAAACAAUGCCAAGCUGAGAUUAGAUGAUGCCAUUCUUUUCUUCAUCAGAGACAAGAGCAUAUAAUAUAUCCUAAUUUACUUGAA